UAUAAAACUAUUUGGUCGAAAUAACGUGUUAGAAAUUCUACACUUUCUAUAAAAAGAAAUUUAAAGUACAUACUGCUUAAGAAAAUAGACCAAACUACUAAUCUUUAAAUUACAGAUGGUAUUGGUAAUGAAUUUGAACAAAAACAUUAAUAUAAUCUUUCAUCUGUCGGUCAAACAUAUAAUAUUAUAACCUAAAGUCGGUUUCUAUAAGUUUCCCUCAGCACAUAAAAGAACCAAGAAGACCUUCUCUCAUCAUCAUUAUUAUAGGAAGUUAGGAACUAUGGCUUAUGAAGAGAGAAGAUCAUCGAUCCUGGAUUCAUUCUCGCUAUCGCCACUACCAUACCCAGUUCUUUUGAUCCUAGCCGUUGCUUCAGUGUUCUUGUUGAGUUCAUGGUACUUCAGCUUGGAAGAAGCAGCCGAAUCAGCGGAAGAGCAGAUAAAUUUUGCGCUUCUCUUGAUUCCUCUGUUUCUUAUAGUCUUGGUCCGGUGGUUAUCUUCCAUGGAGAACCCUGAUGCGCUUCUCGGGAUGUUUUCAAGCAGUCGUCGGACAACUUACGUGAGUCCCGGAGCCGGAGGUGACGGUGGAAGCUCGCCGUGGGGAGUGGCGGCGUUGAUAGUUUUGUUGCUUGUAUUGCUUCAGUAUCAAUCAAGUUUCUUGGAGAUGUGGUCUGGUUAAUGAUAUUGAUAGGUUUUUUUGAUUUUCACGUGUUUUGUUUUGUCGUCUAGUAGCACGAUGAUGUAAAAAUUUGGUCAUUACUUACGAAUUACGAGGUUUAAAAUCUCGUGACGGUACUACAUGUUAUCCAAUAUCGGCUUGUCUCUUGGUUACACGUUGCCCAAUACUUUGAUAAUUCAUACUUUGAGCAAGAAGUAUGGCGUUGAUAUUUUUCAAAAACUGCAUUUUCAAGAAUGCAUUUACGAUAAAGUUUUUAAAAGACCCUAUGAAUUGAAUUGUAUUGAAUACAUCCUCAA
Molecule: messenger RNA, 972 nt
Organism: Arabidopsis thaliana (thale cress)
Lineage: Eukaryota; Viridiplantae; Streptophyta; Magnoliopsida; Brassicales; Brassicaceae
Exons: 1
Coding region: 281-676 (131 amino acids)
Source: RefSeq, marked reviewed